CUGUAUACUGCCUCCGGAGCUGAGGGGAUUCGGCCAAAAUGGCGGACUCGCAGCCGUCUAGUGUUGGAGAGGAGCCGGAGACAGAGAAGGAGGAUAAGGGCAGCGUCCAAAGGACUAGAGUUGAGAAACCUGGGGACAUCGGCGGGUUGACGGAGACGCUACGAUUUGACGAUAAAAAGAGCAGCGGUAAAGACAAGAAGCGAAACCUGUCAGACCUGUCCUUGGUCAGGUUCAUACGAACUGAGCUGACCCGAGGUUACUUCCUGGAACACAAUGAGGCCAAAUACACAGAGAGGCGGGAGAAGGUGUACACCUGCCUUCGGAUCCCUAAGGAGUUGGAGAAGUUGAUGACUUUUGGCUUCUUCCUGUGUCUGGAUGCGUUCCUCUAUGUCUUCACCCUGCUGCCCCUCAGAGUUCUGCUGGCCCUGUUGCGGCUUCUCACACUGCCAUGCUGUGGACUGAGUGGCUCUCGCCUGCUGCAGCCGGCGCAGGUGUGCGACGUGCUGAAGGGCUUCAUCAUGGUGCUGUGCUACUGCAUGAUGAGCUACGUGGACUACUCCAUGAUGUACCACCUCAUCAGGGGCCAGUCCGUCAUCAAGCUCUACAUCAUUUACAACAUGCUUGAGGUGGCGGACCGGCUGUUCUCUUCCUUCGGCCAGGACAUCCUGGACGCCCUGUACUGGACGGCCACUGAGCCCAAGGAGAAGAAGAGGGCCCACAUCGGAGUCAUCCCCCACUUCCUCAUGGCUGUGCUCUACGUCUUCCUCCAUGCCCUCCUCAUUAUGGUCCAGGCCACCACCCUCAACGUGGCCUUCAACUCCCACAACAAGUCCCUGCUCACCAUCAUGAUGUCCAACAAUUUUGUGGAGAUCAAAGGAAGCGUCUUCAAGAAGUUUGAGAAGAACAACUUGUUUCAGAUGUCAAACAGUGACAUCAAGGAGAGGUUCACCAACUACAUCCUGCUGCUCAUCGUCUGCUUGAGGAACAUGGAGCAGUUUUCCUGGAACCCUGACCACCUGUGGGUUCUCUGUCCCGAUGUCAUCAUGGUCAUCGCUUCCGAGGUUGCCGUGGACAUCAUCAAGCACGCCUUCAUCACCAAAUUCAAUGACAUCAGCGCUGACGUAUAUGGAGAGUACCGAGCCAGCCUGGCCUUUGAUCUCGUGAGCAGCCGACAGAAAAACGCGUAUACAGACUACAGUGACUCAGUCUCCAGGAGAAUGGGCUUCAUCCCUCUUCCUCUGGCUCUACUGUUGAUCAAAGUGGUGAGCAGCUCGGUGAAGAUCAAGGGCUCCCUGUCCUAUAUGUGUGUGCUGCUGUUUUAUUUAGGGAUGAUCACCCUGAAGGUGUUGAAUAGCAUCGUCCUGCUGGGCACGUCGUGUGCGUUCGUCAAGCAGGCCAACAUGGAGGAGAAGCUGUUCGAGCCCCCGCCCUCCGUCGCCACCAGCCGGGUCAACUCCAGAGCCCACCGCGCCAAACACCCCCACACUGCACCCCCACAAGAUCCGGCGGCGGAAAAGGGGGGGGCAGUGCCUACAGCUGACCUAUCGCAACCCGCCCACCCGUCAGCAGGCCCCGCCCCCACGCUGCCUACCAGCCCGUCGGACACGUUCCUGACCACGCCGGACGAGGACGAGGAGGACGACCACCACCGCGGCCGCCACCAGAUGGCCGGCGCGGACACGGGACCAGAGGAGGAGGGCCUCAAGCCCAGGACUCACAAGAAGGACCUGCUGGAGAUAGACCGCUUCACCAUCUGUGGCAACCGCAUCGACUGAGGGCCCAUCACGGCCGCGCUGCAGUCAGCCCAACGGUUCAGGGAUCCUACACACACACACACACACACACACACACACACACACACACACACACACACACACACACACACACAGGGCCCGUCCAGGAGCGCACAGGCACGGACUCACUCCAGCGCGGCGAGUCCCUGGGUUAUUUAUUUGAUAUAUUUAUUACCGACGAGACGACUGCCUUUAGCGCUGUCAGAGGGACAAGCCGUGAAGCCGCCGCCGCCGCUGCGCACGACGUCAGCUGAAAGGACUACAGGGGUCGGUUGACGCACGCCCACGUCCCCGGAAAAACCGCACGGAAGGGGCGUGGCCUUGGUUGCUAUGACAACCCGAGGCCAGCAAAAGCUGAAGAGGCAUGGAGGCAUGGAAGGAGGGAGGGGGGGGGGGGGGGGAAUGGGGAUACAGGUGGGCGGAGCUCUGAACAACAAAAAAAAGUAGAUGUUUUAUAUGUUGGAGAGGACAGCCACAAAUGUGAAACUGUGUGAUGUGCUGUGCUUGUAAGCUGUUGCAGCUGGACUGUGCGAGCAAGUGUUCCAAAGCACAAUCAUGGGUUGGCUUGGCACUUUUUUAAUGUGUUUUUUUUUUAUUGUUUUUAUGAGAGAAUCAUCAAACUUUUUGUAGGAUCAUUCAUGUAAAGAGAGUCUCGCAUCAUCAUACUUUGUAAUAAUUUUUCCAAAUAACUGACUGAUGAAGUUACGGGUAGUUCCAAACAAGCUAUCAAAAAUAUCAACACCUAUAUCGCAUUUUGAAUCCUUAGGGUACCUAGUUAGUGAAUCAUGGAUACAUUGUUGAGCCUAAUUUGAACAUGCUUUUCAAGGUUUUUCAUAUUUCACUUUGAAUAUUGCUUUGAAGAACCAGUCAUUUCUGGAGGCAAAUUUUCUAUGAUUUUGAAUUGUCUUCAAUCAUGUUUAAGCUAAUCUUUUUAUUUUAUAAGCUUUUUUAUUGUUAUUAUGGGUAAGAGCUGAAGUCUUCAACACCUUAAUAAUAACAUAAAGCUAAGCCAAUUUGUGUGUGUGUGUGUGUGUGUGUGUGUGUGUGUGUGUGUGUGUGUGUGUGUGUGUGUGUGUGUGUGUGUGUGUGUGUGUGUGUGUGUGUGUGCGCAAGAAUGCAUGGAUGGAUCUCACCAAAAAAGGGGAACGUUUUCUAUCUCUUUACUCUAUCAACCCAUCUGUGCAAGUCCUCUUACACAGAGCAGAAGAAUAAUAAAAAAUGUGAUCUUUGCUUUUGA
Gadus macrocephalus (Pacific cod) is the source of this 3030-nucleotide messenger RNA. It is a transcript of the gene tapt1b, whose product is annotated as transmembrane anterior posterior transformation 1b. Lineage: Eukaryota; Metazoa; Chordata; Actinopteri; Gadiformes; Gadidae. Gene Ontology annotation, biological process: positive regulation of cilium assembly; maintenance of protein localization in endoplasmic reticulum. The record is from RefSeq and is a predicted model, not a curated record. The transcript has 14 exons. Gene Ontology annotation, cellular component: ciliary basal body; endoplasmic reticulum membrane. Bases 39 to 1775 code for a protein of 578 amino acids.